Betta splendens (Siamese fighting fish) is the source of this 2717-nucleotide messenger RNA. RefSeq names its product arginine vasopressin receptor 1Aa (gene avpr1aa). Gene Ontology annotation, molecular function: vasopressin receptor activity; peptide binding. Gene Ontology annotation, cellular component: membrane. The transcript is spliced from 2 exons. The coding region runs from base 194 to 1426 and encodes 410 amino acids. The record is from RefSeq and is a predicted model, not a curated record. Lineage: Eukaryota; Metazoa; Chordata; Actinopteri; Anabantiformes; Osphronemidae. Gene Ontology annotation, biological process: positive regulation of vasoconstriction; regulation of systemic arterial blood pressure by vasopressin; G protein-coupled receptor signaling pathway.
UUGCAGCGUGCCCUCUUUGCGCGCACGCUGCCUGUAACUUGACUCGAGUUUAAAAAGCCCUCGGUGGCAGCCGCGCGUCACACAGCGACGGGCUCCGCUCCGACAGCAUCAGGUUGCUCCACGCGCGGAUCACAGCGGCUCGUCCCUGCGCCUCUGGCACCGCGUCCGCUGGCGCGCACACCGGCGCAGUGCCAUGCACACGCCCGAUUACGCGCUGCUCCUCGGCGAAGAGAACGGGUCUCUGGGUUCCGGUCCCGCGCGCGAGCUGACGAUGGGGACGCCGGGCAACGACACGGCUCACCCGAACGGCUCCGACCCGUUCGCGAGGAACGAGGAGGUGGCCCAAAUCGAGAUCAUGGUGCUGAGCAUCACCUUCGUGGUCGCCGUGAUUGGGAACGUGAGCGUGCUGCUGGCGAUGAACAACACCAAGAAGAAGACGUCACGCAUGCACCUCUUCAUCAAGCACCUGAGCCUCGCCGACCUGGUGGUCGCCUUCUUCCAGGUGCUGCCGCAGCUGUGCUGGGAGGUCACCUUCCGCUUCUACGGCCCGGACUUCCUCUGCAGGAUAGUCAAGCACCUCCAGGUGAUGGGGAUGUUCGCGUCCACGUACAUGAUGGUGAUGAUGACCGUGGACCGGUACAUCGCCAUCUGCCACCCCCUGAAGACGCUGCAGCAGCCCACGCGGCGCUCCUACUACAUGAUCGUGUCCACGUGGAUGUGCAGCCUGGCGCUCAGCACGCCGCAGUACCUCAUCUUCUCCCUGAGCGAGAUCAAGAACGGCUCGGACGUGCACGACUGCUGGGCGCACUUCGUCGAGCCGUGGGGCGCCAAGGCCUACGUCACGUGGAUCACGGUGGGCAUCUUCCUCGUGCCCGUGGUCAUCCUCGUGCUGUGCUACGGCUUCAUCUGCCACAGCAUAUGGAAAAACAUCCAGUACAAGAAACGGAAGACGAUUCCCGGGGCGCUGAGCAAGAGCGGGCUCGUCGGGAAGGUCUCCGUCAACAGCGUCACCACCAUAUCACGGGCCAAGCUGAGGACCGUCAAAAUGACCCUUGUGAUAGUUUUGGCCUACAUUGUCUGCUGGGCGCCGUUUUUCACCGUCCAGAUGUUGUCAGUGUGGGACGAAAGCUUCCAGUGGGCUGAUUCUGAGAACACAGCGGUGACUCUGUCUGCGCUGCUUGCCAGCCUCAACAGCUGCUGCAACCCGUGGAUAUACAUGAUUUUCAGCGGUCAUCUCCUGCAGGACUUUGUGCACUACUUCACGUUCUGCCACAGAGCCAGGUCCGACUUCAAGAAGGAGGACUCGGACAGCAGCCUCCGCAAAACCACGCUGCUGAGCAAGAUGAACAACCGCAGCCCCCCGGGCAGCACGGGCCACUGGAGGGAGCUGGACGCCCCCCCCAGGGCCUCCAACCAGGCCGAGUGACCGCUGCCUGGGGUCGAACCACACAGACUCACGACGUGUCCCCCAGAACACAAAUCCGCAAAUCAGAUCAAGACUUUGUGCAUAAACACGUGAAACUGAAGGAAGAAAUCAUGUGCCACCUCUGCCAAACAUAAAACCCAUGUAAAGCAUGUGUUAAGUCUCAUGUCAUGUUGAAUUCAGUCACUAUACUUGAAUAUUGUGCAGAGCGGCAUCGGGAGGCAGCGUUUUUCUUACGGCGCUUUCCAGGAGUAUUCUCCCCGCAGCAGCAUCACGCUUCCCUCAGUGUUUACACAGACAACGCACACAGCAGCCAGGAGGUGUGUGCUGAUCAAAAUAACCUCCAGACCCCGCGUCUCCAAAUAACUGUGUCGGUCACGUCACCGCCAGAGCCGAAGCUAACCUUCCCCUGAGCCCUUCACAAUAAAAGCUCGUCUCUGGGACGUCGCCUGAACGCACGCACGCACGAGGCCGGCGGCAGUCGGGGGAGAGCAACCUGUGGCUUUCACAGCACGUUGUGUACACGCUCACACAUUCCACACGCGCCACGUCAGCCUCCGUCUUCCUCCGUCUUCCUCCUCGGGAGGAGGGGCUCGGAGUCUUUGAUUGGGCUGCGUUUGCACCCCAGGCCACACCAGUCCCUGCACAUUUACAUGCUGUUCAACACUGUAAGACCCCCGACACUGAAACGUGUCAAGAUAUUUCUGACUUCAUGCAAAGCUUUUAUCUUUCUGCAAAUGUCCCUGAAUGUCUGUAAAUAGGAGUAAUAUAUAUGUAAAGGUGUGUCAUGUCUCAUGUACAGUGGAAAGAAUGGAAGUGUCCUGUAAAUGUAUGUGGAGAUAUACAUACUGUUAUAAAUGCCUCCUUGGCUUUGUCUCGACUAAGAUCUUUUCAUUGUUUGUGUUGUUGCUGUUACUUUGGUGGAAAUCUCAGUUUUUGCUACUAUAUGACACCAGCCCAGCUAUGCAACCUGCCAGUUUAAGUGCUUCCCACGUCCAGGUUGGGUUCCAUGCUAAACCACAUGCAUAAACACUCUCCUUUUUGUUCUCCUGACAAGUUCUAAAGCUGCUAAAUCAGACUUAACUAUCAGGGUCCCAAUCAAUCAUCUUACCAAGUAAUCAGCCAUUCAGGGCCUGGGCUGAACUGGCAGCUGGGACCCACUGACACCCUGCCUCCUGUACGAAUGAGGCAUUUUGUCAUAAAUAGGACGUCUUGUACGAGCAACUCGGAAUUUUCUGCUGACAAACAAUGUUUAAGUAAAAUUGACCAUGUCUAUAUUAAAUUGUAAUUGAUA